AUGGAAAGUACAGACUCGUCGGCGGAGUCUCCGAAACCCCAUCUGCCGCCGGGAUUCCGAUUCCACCCGACGGACGAGGAGCUCGUCGUUCAUUACCUCAAGAAGAAGGCGGCCGCCGCACCUCUUCCGGUGGCCAUCAUAGCCGAGGUCGAUCUCUACAAAUUCGAUCCAUGGGAACUUCCCGCAAAGGCUAUAUUUGGAGAGCAGGAAUGGUACUUCUUCAGCCCAAGAGACCGGAAGUACCCGAACGGGGCCCGGCCCAAUCGGGCCGCGACAUCGGGCUACUGGAAGGCAACGGGCACCGACAAGCCCGUCUUGACUGCCGGUGGGACCCAAAAGGUCGGCGUUAAGAAGGCCCUCGUUUUCUACGGUGGAAAGCCGCCCAAAGGCAUCAAAACUAAUUGGAUCAUGCACGAGUAUCGGCUGGCCGACGGCAAGGCCCAAAACAAUAAGCCACCGGGCUACGAUGUCGCCAAGAAGGGCUCUCUAAGGCUUGAUGAUUGGGUCUUGUGCCGAAUAUACAAGAAGAACAACACGGCUCAGAGGCCGUUGGAUCACGAGAGGGAUCCGACGAACGAGUUGGGUCUCGGGUCGAUCCAUGCGCUCAAGCCUCCGUCAAACUACGGCUCCUUUCUAGAAACCGAGCACGAUUUUUACGACCAACAAGGGAUGAUGUGCUCGUCCGGCUCGAAGGCACCAACACAGUCGUCGCUACAAUUCCCCUUCAUGACCGCAGACCCCACAGUCUUGUCCGGCAAGCGGACGAUGCAGAAUUUGUAUUGGGGUGGGGAUGAAAACGUAAAUUCCGCCCCCCAGCAGACGAAGAGGUUCAUCUCGGAGAACUGCGAGGGGGGCUCGAAUAAUUCGAUGGUCAACAACAUUUUGAGUCAACUGCCUGCUCAGUCGCAGGUGGUGAUCGAGAAUAAUAUUGGGGACGGGGUUUUUCGCCAGCCUUACCAGGUUUCGGGCAUGAAUUGGUACAAUUGA
Messenger RNA from Striga hermonthica, 987 nucleotides. Lineage: Eukaryota; Viridiplantae; Streptophyta; Magnoliopsida; Lamiales; Orobanchaceae. The record is from the annotation of a GenBank genome assembly.